Saccostrea echinata is the source of this 1487-nucleotide messenger RNA. RefSeq lists its product as uncharacterized. The record is from RefSeq and is a predicted model, not a curated record. The transcript has a single exon. The coding region runs from base 54 to 1106 and encodes 350 amino acids. Gene Ontology annotation, molecular function: G protein-coupled receptor activity. Gene Ontology annotation, cellular component: plasma membrane. NCBI's taxonomy places the organism in Eukaryota, Metazoa, Mollusca, Bivalvia, Ostreida, Ostreidae. Gene Ontology annotation, biological process: G protein-coupled receptor signaling pathway.
UUUAGAUCACUUUGACAUCCGAACAGAAGUUAUCUCUAAAGUCGUCUCCUACGAUGAACCUCGUUUUACUAGGACAAUUAGAAGAGCUUAAGAGUGAAGGGAUGACUGGAAACGAGAGUUACCUGGACUACGAACCUGAUGAUGAGACUGUGACCUCGCUGAUACACUUGGCCCAGAUCCUCUAUUUCUACUAUAUACCUGUCAUAAUUUGUCUUGGGAUAUCCCUCAAUACUAUUGUGUGCAUCGUCCUUCUCAGAACUAAACUAAGGAAGAAGUUCUACACACAUGUGUUUGCCGCCACAACCAUCAGUGAUAAUGGCUUUCUGGUGACGGUUCUGUUGAUCUGGAUGAAGGACCAAGCGGUUGAUAUUUACAAGGCUCCUGGAAUGUGUCAGAUGAUCAUUUUUAUGAGUCAUUUCUUUCCGUUUCUGUCUUUCUGGCAUAGUGUAUCAGCAAGUAUUAUUCUAUUGAUACGUCCGCGUUCCUCGUGUUUAACAAACACGUGUAACGGGCCGGGGAAGUCCAGGGCUUUAAUUGUCUCUCUGUCUAUUUUUACAUUGACAAUAUAUAUUUACAAAACAUGGACAAACGGUGUGUUGAUUAUUCAAGGAGCUCGAUACUGCACUAUCCUACCGGAAACGGAAGAAGCCAUGAAAAUAUUGAAUAUUCUGGAUGUGAUAGUCUUACUUGUUUUACCUUUUAUUAUGUUCAUCAUUUUUGACUUACUGAUUAUCAUCAAACAAAUUAUGAAGUUCUAUCUUGCCAACUCCUUUAAUGGAUCCAGUACAUAUCGAGAUUCUUUAAAAGUUGUUUUGGUACACUCCAUUUGUUUUCAUGUAUUUGUAGGACCAGGGUGUAUCUCAAAACUCAUUUUACUGUUUCGCUAUAUGUCCGGAAAUGAACACUAUGAUUAUGAGGGAAUGAUCCUGGAGAGUAUAUUUCAGUAUGUAUUCUACACUUAUUUUGGCAUAAAACCUCUUUUCCAUAUCAUCGUUUCAAAAUCCUUACGAGUGCAUCUGAAAGAACUGUUAUUAAAAGCGAAACAAACCAUGUCAAUGUCCCGGAUGUUGAUGAAUGCUGGAUCACAUGAUCAGACCUUACUGUAGAUCAUUUUUGUUCCUAUGUAUGAAAUAAAUGUCAUGGUGCCUUUCCAGUGUAAAAUAUUCCUAUUGAUAAAAACAGUUGGUAAUUCGAUGAAAUCAGUUGAAUACGCAACAUCCGAGGCCAAACUAAAACCAGAACUUCACCUUGUAUCUGAGUCGAUUUGUUGGAGACUGUUCUAUAGAAGUAACCAUCCCUCAAAGAGAACGAAAGAUAUGCAAUUUACAUAUCACGGAAAAAAUUGCAAUCUUUUAUCUUGUUAGCAUUGUGUCAGGGUUAGCAUCAGAAUUAUGAAAUUACGAAAUUAAUGGUUACGAAAAUCAUUCUAAUGUUUAAUUUAUACAAAUCAAAAUAACUUUUUUGCCUUACGUUGUAUAAAACUGUUG